AUGGCGUUUAUUAAAGAGGAGAGUGAAGACAGGAAGAUUGAAGACGUGAAGAUUGAAGAAGUAUUCAGAGUGAAACAGGAAGAUACUGAGGAACAAACAGACCUCAUGCCGCUGAAAGAGGAGCGCAUAGUACCGAAUGAAACGGAAGAGAAAGUACAAUAUGAGACUCAUCAUGAUUUUAUAACCGGAGAAGAAUCUUUCAGUUGGCCACAGAUUAAAGAGACUUUCUCACAGAAAACAGCUCAUGAAACAGGAACUACAAGUAAUUUCACCCCUUUUCACUGUGAAAAGAGUUUCAAUGAACAUGGAAACCUUAAAGGCCACAUGAGAAUUCACACUGGAGGGAAGUCUUUCACCUGCCAACAGUGUGGAAAAAGUUUCAAUAGAAAAGGAGUCCUUACCAGGCACAUGAGAGUUCACACUGGAGACAAGCCUCACACCUGCCCUCAGUGUGGAAAGAGUUUCGAUCAACAUGGAAACCUUAAAGUGCACAUGAGAGUUCACACUGGAGAGAAGCCUUACACCUGUCCUGAGUGUGGAAAGAGUUUUGAUCAACAUGGAAACCUUAAAGUGCAUUUAAGAAUUCACACCGGAGAGAAACCAUAUUCCUGUCUUCAAUGUGGAAAGAGUUUUACUCAAAAAGUAAACCUUAAAGUCCACAUGAGAAUUCACCCUGGAGAGAGUUGUUUUAUCUGCCAAAAGUGUGGAAUAAGCUUCAUUAAAAAAGGAUUUCUUAAUAGACACAUGAGAAUUCACACUGAAGAAAAGUGGUACGUGUGCCAUCAGUGUGGAAAAGGUUUCAAUCAAAAAGGAGACCUUAACUGGCACAUGAGAGUUCACACUGGAGACAAGCCUUACACCUGCCCUGAGUGUGGAAAGAGUUUCGCUCAAUAUGGCUACCUUAAAGUGCACAUGAGAGUUCACACUGGAGAGAAGCCUUACACCUGCAAACAGUGUGGAGUCAGUUUCACUCAUGAAGGAAGCCUUUACAGGCACAUGAAAAUUCACACUGGAAGGAAGUCUUUCACCUGCCAACAAUGUGGAAAAAUAUUUAAUAGAAAAGCAAAUCUUAAUUACCACAUGAGAAUUCACACUGGAGAGAAACCAUACUCCUGUCUUCAGUGUGGAAAGAGUUUUACUCAAAAAGUAACCCUUAAAGUCCACAUGAGAGUUCACACUAGAGAGAGUACUUUUAUCUGCCAACAGUGUGGAAGAAGCUUCAUUCAUAAAGGAUUCCUUAACAGGCACAUGAGAAUUCACACUAGAGAAAAGUGUUACGUGUGCCAUCAGUGUGGAAAAAGUUUCAACCGAAAAGAAAAUCUUAACAGGCACAUGAGAAUUCACACAAGAGAAAAAUCUUAUACAUGCCCUCAGUGUGGAAAGAGUUUCGAUCUACAUGAAAGGUUUGAAGCCCACAUGAGAGUUCACACUGGAGAGAAGCCUUACAUCUGCCAACAGUGUGGAAAAAGCUUUACUCGAAAAUCACACCGUAACUGUCACAUGAGAAAGUUUCACGGCAUAUUUUCAACACAAUCUUGAUCAACACACAAGGAUUCGUUUGAGAGAACUGUUUUAUGUCAUCAGUGUGGAAGGAGUUUCUCAAACAGGAAUCAUGUAAUAAUGUUAUGAUGUGUAGGAAGCUCAGAAGUGAAGACCAUGAGACUCUGGUGUAUAUUCAGCAGGAUUCUAUAUUGAGAAGGUGCUGUGUGGC
Messenger RNA from Sinocyclocheilus rhinocerous, 1711 nucleotides. RefSeq names its product gastrula zinc finger protein XlCGF57.1-like. Gene Ontology annotation, biological process: regulation of transcription by RNA polymerase II. The record is from RefSeq and is a predicted model, not a curated record. Lineage: Eukaryota; Metazoa; Chordata; Actinopteri; Cypriniformes; Cyprinidae. The transcript is spliced from 2 exons. Gene Ontology annotation, molecular function: RNA polymerase II cis-regulatory region sequence-specific DNA binding; DNA-binding transcription activator activity, RNA polymerase II-specific. Gene Ontology annotation, cellular component: nucleus. The coding region runs from base 1 to 1539 and encodes 512 amino acids.